GGCUUAAAGAUCCAGUAAUCUCCUCCCAGCCUGAGGAGGAAGAAAUACCUAGCUUGCAUUUAUCAUUUGCCAUUUGCCACCAUGACGUCAGCUCGGGGCUGAACUCUACCUGUGGCUGGAACCUUAAAUGAGCUGACACCAGAAGACAAAAGCACUUUCUCUGAGGUUUAGCAGCAAGUAGCAGCAGCCACAGAGGCGGCAAUGAGACGCUGUGUAUUCCUCGCUGUGUUGCUCAGCCUGGUGUUGAGCCUUUUGAAAGGAAACAGCACCGAAGCAAGUUCUACCCUGCCUGGAACAACCCCAGCAACUACAGGAAACAGCACCGAAGCAAGUUCUACCCUGCCUGGAACAACCCCAGCAACUACAGGAAACAGCACCAAAGCAAGUUCUACCCUGCCUGGAACAACCCCAGCAACUACAGGAAACAGCACCGAAGCAAGUUCUACCCUGCCUGGAACAACCCCAGCAACUACAGGAAACAGCACCAAAGCAAGUUCUACCCUGCCUGGAACAACCCCAGCAACUACAGGAAACAGCACCGAAGCAAGUUCUACCCUGCCUGGAACAACCCCAGCAACUACAGGAAACAGCACCGAAGCAAGUUCUACCCUGCCUGGAACAACCCCAGCAACUACAGCAGUGGACACAGCAUCAUCUUCAACAACAGCUCCAGAAGAGGACUUCUGCAGCGGAGACCCUUGUGGAAAAGCAUUAGCUAAAUGUAUUGCUUUAAAUAGCAGUUUUAUCUGCCAGUGCCAAUAUGGAUUCUACUACAGCAACAAGGAUUGUCACAGAGGGAAAAUAUUCCCAGGAGUCAUUACACUGAAAAGACUUUACAGUAGUAGUCUUCAAAUUGUAAAUUCCGCGCAGUAUGAGGAGGUGUACGAAAAUAUAACAGUAUUGUUUCAGAAUGCCUUCCAGGGUUUAACAGGCUUUGUACAGACUGUCAUCGUGGAAAUUCAACCUCUACAAGAAAUGAGAGCUGCUGUUUCAGUACGUGUAACAGUGAUAAACCUGUUUACGGAGAACUCAACUGUAAACAAUGACACAGUUACUUCUGCAAUAAAUACUGCAACAGAAAAAUUGACCUAUGUCUCUCAUUACACAGCUACAACCUAUUGUGCUGUUUUUCUCUGUGAUGAUCAAACCACAGACUGCGAAGAAGGUCAGUUUCCAAAAUGCACAUGCAAAAGUAGUUUCUCAAAGACAGAAUGGGAUGAGCGUUCUUGUUCAGAUUGCAGUAAAGACUGUUCUGCAGAAGAAAACGAGUACUGUGUAAGAGAAGAAAAUGGUGUUCCAACAUGCAAAUGCAAGCCUGAUUUUGAAAAGAAGGAUCAAAAAUGUGUACCUUGUCCUAUAGGCUACUCUGGGGAGAACUGCAAAGACAAUAGUGAACUCAUCCUUAUAAUAGUGGGUACAGUGUUUGGAGCCGUUAUCCUAUGUUUAGUGAUAGCGAUCUCUGUUGUUUCAGUAAGAGCCAGACACAAAAAAGAUCCAGAGAAGAAAAGCCUGAUAAAGUCAGGAUAUUCAAAAAAAAAUACCUUUGAUGCUGAUGAUAGACAGACCACGAUGUUCCCCAGAGUCCAGACAACUUCUGGCCAUGCAAACCCAGGGUACCAGCCAAACAACCCCUAUGAGAUGCGUUCUGCAAAUAGAAGACGUUUUCCAGAGAGGGAUUAUGAUGAUUUGUACGAAGUAUCACGGGAGCCUGAGGGCUUUAGGAUGCAGAGCAGAUACUGAGUGACCAGAGCGGUAGAAGGAUGGAUGACAACUGCGACAAUGGGUCAGACCGAAGAGUUUCACAGCCUCUCACCAAUGCAGUUACUUCAGCAGAAGAGACAACAAAGUCCAUAACCCCAGACACUGUGAAGAUUUUCUGAAGGAAGACCCUUGCUUGAAAGAAAACUUGGACAACUCUAAAAUAAGGGAAAAAUGAAACAGAGGGUAGGGAGACGAAGAGGACUUUUAAAAGAACCAGUGGACUCCAAUACACAUUAGACUCUUUUCAGGAGGGUCAGUACUUUGACAAGAAAGUGAGUGUAGACAUGGUACCAGGAUCUUAACCCUGUUGUUUUUUAACUCUUCUGGAAGAUAGUCCAGGCAAUAUGUGCUGCUGAAAAAUGUGACCACCCAGAGCUUUGCCUGUAUUUGUGUUCACUCUGUUUCAGCUGCAGGCAGCCUGCGUGGCUUUGGGCAGGGCAAAACUGUGUUUCAUAAGAACCUAACCUGGUUUUCUUUACUAUAUCAGAUAGUCUUUUUCCCUCCUCAACCCCUCAGUAUUUCCUAUCUAAAAGCAUUCUGUUCAGAUCUCUGCUGACAUGCGUUGUGUGAGACAAUGGUACUUGCCUGACCUUUUACACAGCCUUCCUUCCCAAUACAAUGACAAGAAACAGUAUCGUCAAACAAACACUACUGUUCUCCAUCUCGCACACUACAUUGAUU
This is a messenger RNA of Falco peregrinus (peregrine falcon), 2442 nucleotides long. RefSeq names its product mucin 13, cell surface associated (gene MUC13). The record is from RefSeq and is a predicted model, not a curated record. The transcript has 19 exons. NCBI's taxonomy places the organism in Eukaryota, Metazoa, Chordata, Aves, Falconiformes, Falconidae. Bases 202 to 1740 code for a protein of 512 amino acids.